This is a messenger RNA of Tetranychus urticae (two-spotted spider mite), 2886 nucleotides long. Lineage: Eukaryota; Metazoa; Arthropoda; Arachnida; Trombidiformes; Tetranychidae. The record is from RefSeq and is a predicted model, not a curated record.
UCUUUCCCUGAAUCUCUUAGUGAUUUCUUCUGUUUACAAAAGCUUAAUCUUAAGCUUCCUGAAUUGAUCAACCAAUAUUCCGAGGAACGAACAACUUUAAUUUUCACUUGUACAAGAAAAGAUUGUCAAACAACUGCUGAAUUCUUGUCUCAAAACUGUCCAUUCAACUACAAGCCAUUUCAAAGGGAUAAGUUUGCCAUACUUUCACAAUCUAUUGAUAACAAUAGAUUGAAAGCUACUCUACUCAAAGGAAUCGGUUUCUAUCAUGCAGGCCUUUCUCCAGAUGAUCGUCAAAAACUUGAAAUAGCUUUUUUAAAUGGAGAAGUUCGUAUUAUAGUUGCAACAAGUGCUCUUGCCUCGAGUGAAGACCUUUCUGCUCACCUGGUCAUCAUCAAAGGAACUAAUUAUUUUAUCAAUGGAAGCUCUGUUGAAUAUGAAGAGUCUACUGUAUUGCAGAUGUUGGACAUAGCGGGUAAAUCAGAGCUUGAUGACUGUGGAUGUGCCAUCAUUUUAACUAGAAAAGAAAACGAGACAAAAUAUAAAGGGCUAGUUUCAGGGGAAAAGAUGAUUGAAAGUAACAUUUAUAAUUUUUUCCCCGAAAUUUUUAUGACUGAAAUCGAAAGGAAUGCGAUUUGUUGUUUGAAUGAUGCUGUUGGUUGGGUUCGGUCAACUUUUUUUUAUAUACGAAUCCACAAAAAUAAGCAAUAUUAUGGGUUGGAUCCAAACUGCACAGAGGAGCAAGUGGACCAAAAAUUAAAAGAAAUCUGCAUCAAAGAGUUGAAUAGCUUUAAAAAGUACGAGAUGAUUGAAAUAACUGCCGAUGGAAUUAUUAAAGCAACAAAAAUUGGCCGACUGAUGGCUGCUCAAUCGAUUUCAUCUCAAGCAAUGCAACAAUUUUUGAAACUUAAAGGGAAUGAAAACUUAUACGAUUUACUUACCGUUCUAACCAGAUGCAAAGAUCUCAACCAAUCCGUCAUCUUAAAGACUGCAGAUGAAAGAGUUUUAAGUAAAUUCAACACUUUUUCAAACUAUAAUCGUGUGAUACGAUUUCCAUUAUCAGGUCCGAUAAAAAGCAAUGAAAUGAAAAUUAACGUGCUCAUUCAAGUAGUUCUUGGUUGCAUUCCACUUCCCGAAGAUUUCCCUCUGCUACAAAAAAUUGACGAAAUGAUUAAUAUUUGUCAAAUGCUCAGCAACUGUUUGAUGGACAUUGCUUUCAUCAAAGCUACAAAUCUGAACUUCUUACUAAACUGCAUCAUUCUGGCUAAAUGUUUAAAAGUUGGACUCUGGGAAAACUCGAGAUAUGUUUGCAAUCAGCUUAACGUAGUCAACUCAAAAAUCGCUCGCAAGCUAGUCAACGCUAACCUUUGUUCAUUUGAGAAAAUUGAACACGCUGAUCCAAGACUGAUCGAAAACGUUUGUCAAUGUGAUGUUACUUUUGGUGAUCAUGUAAUUGAAGAAAUAAAAAGAAUUCCGAAAUACGAAGUUACUAUUGAAAAUACCCAGAUAACAUCAGUUGAUUACUCGCAAACAAUUAGGAUCAAAGUUAAUCUUACCAAUUGGGAGGUUAUUGCAAAUGACACUGAUAAACUGGGAAAACUUAGUUGUAUACUAUUAAUUGGUGAUCAAGACAAUGCAAUUUUAGUAAAAGAAAGGAUAUUUACUCAACAUUUAAUCAUGCUGACUGGAGUUUAUGAAAAAGAUUUCCCAAUUCCAGCCUCAGCAGCAUCCAUUUUCAUUCACUUUAUUGACGAAUUUUAUGUUGGAACUGAUAUUUCAUCGGAAUAUUUUCCGAAAUAUCUCUUAUCUCAUGAACAAAACAGCAUUCGGAAAAUUCAAGCAAUCAAACAAUUUGAUGACAUUUUCAAUGCAUCGCCUAAACUGGAAUAAUUAUUUUAUAUUUCAAUUUCAUUUCAUUUCAACUUUUAUUGAAAAUUGACAAAUACUUGACUGUCAAGCUUUCUGUUUGUUAUUGUUUCAAAUGUUCAUUGUUUACUAUUGUUUUUGUUAUUAAUCAGAAACUCUAUCUGAUUGACUCUUAAAUUCUGUUAUCCCAAUGGGGAAAAAUGUUUUUAUUUUUUCUUUUGAUUCUGUUUUUUUUGUUAAAAAGUCAACAUUAAAUUAUUGUUGCCUCUAAACCAUCACAGUUGUUUUAUUUACCUUUUUUAAUGAUUAAGGAUUACUUUUUAAAACAAAACUUGCACAUUCAAUUGUUAGGAUAACUUCAUUUCCUCUCGACUACAAUAGUAGCUCAAUGUUGAACCUAAAUUGAGCUUUAUUCAGAUAUGAGCGAAAAAAGAAUCCUAUCAACUAAAGGUACUUACAGAAUAUUGUUAGAUAAAAGGAAAUGCGUUUAGUUAAAGCUCAGCAGAAGCAAACAAAAUUGAGCAUUUAGUAAUCACAAAACAAGUCAGCUUUUACCUUUGCCAGGUUUUUAUUAACCAAUUUUGAAUUCCUUCAAGUUACUCUAUUCACAUUGGACUACUUUCACUUGUUUUUUUCUUCAUUUCACUCAUUCUCAUUAUCCACGAGCUUUGAAGAACAAGCUCAGAAAAUCUCUCUGAAAGUGGGAAAAAAUUGAUAACACUGUGAGUAAAAUUAUGCGAUUAAUUUUAUCCAGUGAACCAUGAGCAAAAAAGGUCAUCAGAAUCGGUUAAAAGAGAGUGAUUAAAGAGCUAACCAAAGUAUUGUUGUUAUGUAUAUAAACCAUGCUUUUGCUGCUGUUUAUGCUCAUCAAAUGGUAUAACAUCAAUUGAAAAGACUCCAGAAUAAAGAAGUAAUGGUUGUUGGUAAUUUUUUUUGGUUAAAUUUUGGUUUCAUUCAAGUCAGGAGAUAUUAUUGUUCUAGGAUGAGCCAUUAGUCUCUGAUGAUUCCUUUUGUUGUUACCAA